This is a messenger RNA of Anopheles funestus (African malaria mosquito), 1779 nucleotides long. RefSeq lists its product as uncharacterized. The record is from RefSeq and is a predicted model, not a curated record. The transcript is spliced from 2 exons. Gene Ontology annotation, molecular function: protein binding. Bases 73 to 1485 code for a protein of 470 amino acids. Lineage: Eukaryota; Metazoa; Arthropoda; Insecta; Diptera; Culicidae.
CAUCUGAACCGGAUUAUUGUCAGUAUACUUCAAUCCUUCAACGAAAACAGAGCGUUCAUCAUAGGCAUCGCGAUGUUGUUUCACUACGCCAUUCUUGGCAUUUUUGCUUGCACUGCUGGGCUAGUUCUCGGAUCUAAUGACGGUAGCAGUGCAAUGGUUUACAAAUGUGCUCCAAAUCAACCAUCGCGUUGCUUGAUCAACACAGUAACGCUAGAAAACCCAAACACGGAAUUUAGUCUGAUAAAUGCGGAAGAAAAAAAAACACUCACUCUCAAAGCAGGCAGAAUUGAGGCGUUACUCCCAAAGCAUUGCCAGCAUUUGUCCAACUUUGAGAAAAUAAUCAUUGGAAAGGUUGGACUGAAAGAGCUGUGUUUUGCGACUAGCUUCGUGGAAGUGAACGCGGAACACAACCGAAUAAAAACGCUACACGUGGAAGAUGGCUCUUACCGUGUGGAAACAUUACGACUCAACAACAAUCAGUUGCAAAGUAUCGACAAUAUCUGCAAAUUCGAUGCCCUUAAAGUGUUACAUCUUGAACAAAACUUUUUAAGCACACUGGAUAUGGCGUGCUUUGCGCAAAUGAAGCAACUCAAAGAAUUACAUCUUGCUCACAAUCGGUUAAACCUGGUUACCGCUAAGAUCACUGAAUUGGAACUUCCGGCGCUAGAAUUUAUUGGGCUACAGAAUAAUACGCUUACUGCGCUUGAUUUGCAUUUGUGGUCAUUGCCUGCACUGCUGAAGCUCGAACUGUCCUCCAACAAUCUGACGAACGUUCGAGGCCUCGAGCAGCUGGACAUACUUUCCGAAAUUUCGCUCGCCAGAAAUCGUUGGCAAUGUGCCGAGUUGGAUCAAAUGCUAGAAACGGUUGAAAAAAACGAAGUCACCGUCAAAGAUGGCGAUGUAAAUUGCAUUGGGAUUCGGAACAGUACGAUCUGCUGCACAUGCGAACAACAGCCUACGGAGCAAACGCUGUCAGAUGAGUUGAAAAAGUUCUCCAACUUAAAGAAACAGUACGACCAGGCAAAGGUUGAACUUGAUGAUAGGAUCAAGAGUGAGCUUGAUUUGUUUGAUAGGAAGAUAAAGGAACUUCAGGAAACAAACGUUCAGCAAUACGAGAAACCAUCUGAGGAUAAGGAAUGCACUACAGACGAGGAAAGCACUACAGGGCUUCCAAAUCCCGAAGAACCAGAUCCUGAGAAGAAAGUGCUCCCGAAAGUACCUGAAUGUAGUCCAGUAUGUAUCUGUUCCAAAGAAAGUAUGGAUAAGGUACAGGCAAUGCUAAAAGAAAUGGAAGAUAGAAUUACUGAGAAUAAUGUAAAACUGCAAACGUUACUGGAAAAUAAGUCUCAAUUUGCAUAUAUGUCCACACUGGAAAAACACGAGUUCCGCACGGCCGUCAAACGUGGCGAGUACAAGCUAAAGGAGCUUAGCUCGAUGCUAGCCAUGCUACGUGAUCAUAUCAAUCAGAAACAGAAACGACAUUAAUGUCCGUUUUUAAGACGAAAAAAACAUCAAUAAAGCAUACAUUAUGCAUUAUCAGCAUUCCAGGAAUGGGAGAUCAUUCCUUCGCGGGGCCUGUUCGAGAGUCCUGGUCAGCAACACCAGCUGACAAAGAAGUCUUAUCAGUUUUAGUAAACCUGCACCGAUUUACGAACAUACGAUCGCAAUCAAAAACACUUUAGUGUACAAUAUAGUUUAGUGUAGAAAAAAACCAUCAAUAAAGCAUACAUUAUGCAUUAUCAGCAUUGCACAUCCGGCUGAUAACACUAAUGCAAACAA